ACAUUGACAUUAAUAAAUUGAACUUUUCUAUGACUUUUCUACUAGCUCUUACUUUUCGGAUUUGAAUUAAUAUCCUUACAUUUCUAACUUAAUAAAUAUCCUACCUCUACUUAACGUACAUGCCUAACUUUUACGUUAAUGUCCAUACCGAAAAGUGUUUAUAGCUGACCAUUACACCCAAAGAAAAUAUAACCUCUGCGUUUUAAUUACACCAUUAGUUGACGAUGGAGUCGUCAGCUUUACAGGGCAUAGAGAGAGUCUGCGUGAAGGCUGAGCCAUGUGGGGAUGUGUGUACAACAAAUGAGCCCACGUCAGCGGUAAUCUCUGUGAAAGUUGAGCGUUUGCUGUAUGACGUGUGUGUAAACGACGAGUCCAGGUGCGAGGGUGUGUCUAUAAAAGCUGAACCUUCGUGCUCAGAUGUGUGUGUGAAAGACGAGUCGCUGUACACGGAUCACGCCGUGAAAGAUGAGCUCGUGCUCGGCCCCGUGCUAAUGGAGCGCCGCGUGCGCCACGCACCAACAGCUACCAAAGCAAUAGAAGUGAAGCAAUGUAAGAUUGUCCCGGGGAGGCCCUUCUUGAGGGACUGUUGUGUGAGGCUGGAGCGCCUCGCUGUGAACACGCUGCUCACUGGCACUCGGGGCACGGACCGGGACAGUUCCAGACAAUUUCGUAAAGCUGAUGUAGGGAGUGAACACAGAGACGCGGCAGUUAGGAAUCUGAAAGGAAACUAUGGUGGACAAACUCCACUGAAGAAACCGAGCGGCAGACCCGAAACUUACCAAUGUGCCCACUGUGAAUAUAAAAUAGCUAGAAAACAAUGCUUAAUUAGGCAUUUGAUGAAACAUUCUAAUGAGAAGCCAUACAGUUGUGGCCAAUGUAGCUAUGCUAGCACACGCAAACAUAGAUUACAAGUCCAUGUAUUGAAACACACUGGUGAAAAACCUUACAAAUGUGAGCAAUGUAGUUACGCUAGUACCCAGAAAAGUACUUUGCUACAACAUAAAAUGAUACACACUGCGAUAAAACCUUAUGAAUGUGGCCAAUGUAGCUAUGCUAGCAGACGCAAACGUGACUUGCGAAUCCAUGUGAGGAAACACACUGGUGAAAAGCCAUACAAAUGCGAACAAUGUAGUUAUGCUAGUGCCCGGAUAGGUAAUUUGCAAAUACAUAAAGUGAUACACACUGCGACAAAACCUUAUGAAUGUGGCCAAUGUAGCUAUGCCGGCAGACGCAAACGUGACUUGCUAAUCCAUGUGAGGAAACACACUGGUGAAAAGCCUUACAAAUGCGAACAAUGUAAUUAUGCUACUGGCGCCAAAAUUAAUUUACGGAUUCAUAAACGAAAACACACUGGUGAAAGUUACAAAUGUGACCAGUGCAGCUAUGCCUCCAGUUAUAAGAGAUGUCUGCUGAUGCAUAUAACAAAGCACACUGGUAAAAAACCUUAUAAAUGUGACCAGUGUAGUUACGCUAGUGCCCAAAAGUGUCAUUUACUAAUCCAUAAACGAAAACACACUGGUGAAAAGCCUUACAAGUGUGAGCAGUGUAGUUACGCUUGUGCCCGUAAAAGUACAUUGCAUAUUCAUGUAAGGAUACACACUGGUGAAAAACCUUACAAAUGCGACCAAUGCGAUUAUGCUAGUGCCCGCACAUGUGAUUUACGAAGUCAUAAACGAGUACACACAGGUAAUAGUUACAAAUGUGACAAACCGGUCACUAAACUUAGUUCUGAUAGUCUUUGUAAGAAAGGCCUAGGAAAUAAAAGUAAAUAUACAAAUGAGAUACACAAGUGUGACCUUACAAGUACAAAGAAUUGUUCACCAGACCUUGAAGGACCUUAUAAAGGUGCAGAGGCCAGUUGCUUGUGGGCCUCGCCAUCCGAGCACGACCACACUUACGCGUGGCGCGAGGCCACACCGGCGCCGGGGCCCAGCGCCGCUCCUCCAGGCCUCGCGAGCGGCGACCACGAGCGCUCGCGCGCGCAGAGCGAGGCGCGCGGCCUCGCCGAGUCGGACACGGAGACCCCGAGAACGACAGCGGCACCAACAUACGGGCAGUUUGCUAAAUGACUGCUUUUAGAAAUUAAGCGCUCGGAUAGGACUUGCUGACUUCAAGACCGGUUUAAUCAUCUGAGUCUAUUUCGAUAUCGAUUCAUGAGGUACGCGGGGAGCUUUCAACCUCGCAACCGGACACGUUGAUACAGAAAACGAAAUUGUUGAAGUUUUGAAUACAGGAACACCCUCGAAAGUUUUUGGAGAUUUAGACGAGAAUUUGAAUGCAAGUUUUCACUCAGAAAGAUUCUUGUGGGAAAAAUAUUAAUACUAUUAAUAAUUUAGCCUAUAUACGUCCCACUGCUGGGCACAGGCCUCCUCUCAAACACAUUACCUAUUUAUCAC
Cydia fagiglandana is the source of this 2396-nucleotide messenger RNA. RefSeq names its product zinc finger protein ZFP2-like. Gene Ontology annotation, biological process: regulation of transcription by RNA polymerase II. The transcript is spliced from 5 exons. Lineage: Eukaryota; Metazoa; Arthropoda; Insecta; Lepidoptera; Tortricidae. Gene Ontology annotation, molecular function: RNA polymerase II cis-regulatory region sequence-specific DNA binding; DNA-binding transcription factor activity, RNA polymerase II-specific. The record is from RefSeq and is a predicted model, not a curated record. Bases 225 to 2069 code for a protein of 614 amino acids.